Molecule: messenger RNA, 2421 nt
Organism: Australozyma saopauloensis
Lineage: Eukaryota; Fungi; Ascomycota; Pichiomycetes; Serinales; Metschnikowiaceae
Gene: PPR1
Product: Ppr1p
Exons: 1
Coding region: 1-2421 (806 amino acids)
Biological process (GO): positive regulation of transcription by RNA polymerase II; DNA-templated transcription
Molecular function (GO): DNA-binding transcription factor activity, RNA polymerase II-specific; zinc ion binding; sequence-specific DNA binding
Source: RefSeq, a predicted model, not a curated record
AUGCUGGACUCGGAGCUGCAGGAGCCACCGGCCAAGGUCCGCCGAACGGCCGAAUCGCCCGACUUUUCAGAUAAAGUCUCCCGAACAAUAGCGGUUUGUCUCCGAUGUCGCAAGAAAAAGACAAAGUGCGACCGCAAACUUCCACAGUGUCUGCGUUGUGUGAAGGCACAGGUGCCGUGCAUCAGUAUUGAUCCAUUGACGGGCGCAGAGACGCCGAGAUCGUACCUUCUAUACUUGGAACAACGGGUGCAAAGUUUGGAGGAUGAGUUGGCGCGGCGCGAGAAUGGAGUGGGUUCGCGAGUAAAUAUGUUGGCGGCAGCCGUUCCGGGAACGGCGGCGACGACGGCGGCCGCGGGUACAGCCAGUUAUAGCUCUCCUGGUGGAGCAGGUGUAGAUGUUCAUAGCAAGAGCGAAAGCCAGGCGAUGGGCUAUUCCGCGCUGGUGAAGUCCGAUUUGGCGUCGGAUAAGGUCGUGGUUCCUGCGUCGGAGCUGUACAUUGGCUCUUUGCCAGGAGUGACGUUCGCCAAGCUUAUGAUGACAGCCUUGAAGAUGAAAAAUCUAAAUCUGGCGGUGGAGCCGACACGCAACAUGUCGACUGCUGCUCCUCCUGUAGUUCAUUCUGCCAUGCUUCCUCCCAAAGCCACAGCCGAGCAGUUUCUCCAUAUCUAUUUCACCCAGAGUAACAGUCAGCUACCGAUCUUGCAUCGAGAAGUGUUUCUUCGAAAGUAUUUCGAGCCCAUAUACGGCCACUGGGAGAGCCAGCUAGAUUUGGGCGCGCUGGUGCCUCGAAGCAGGGGACACCAAGAUAUACCGAGGGAAAAUACCUGGUUCUACAACUACAAACUGUACCUAAUGCAGAUGCUUAAUGGGCACGGGCACGAGUCGGAAUUGGCUCAGAAUAUCUCGGACUCGAUGGAAGUUCCUUUGCAGUACCACAAGCCGCUUUUCUUCCUCAACAUCGUUUUUGCCUUGGCAUCUCUGGCUAACCAUCUCCAGUACGUAAGCACAAUCAGUGAGCUGUUCAAGACCAGUGCGUUCAAGUACCUCGAACAUGCAGAGCUGGGAGACGAUCCUCUAGAAAACUUGGAAAUCACCUUGCUCAUGGCUCUUUACUCCCUCAUGCGUCCCGCUGUCCCUGGUGUAUGGUACGUCUUGGGCAAAGCUCUACGGGUCUGUGUCGAUCUAGGGCUUCACAACGAGAGUACCGAUAAGGCUGAUAAAACUACUGCUUUUGUCAAGGAACGCAGGCGAAGACUCUUCUGGUGUACAUACUCUCUCGAUAGACAAGUGUGCUUUUAUUUGGGACGACCCGUUGGAAUCCCUGAAGCAUCCAUCAAGACGCCAUUCCCGGCCGAGCUUGACGAUUCGCUAAUUCGAGAAGAAGAGACGGUGAUUUCCGACUAUGCAACUGUACCUGGUCGCGGCCGAACAUCAAUUACCAUUGCGCUAAUGAUCUUUUGCAUCCGUCAAAUACAGCUGGAAGUGCAGCGAACGUUGUACGAAAAUGAAGAGCUACCAAGAAGGUUCAAAGAUAUUGGCGAAUGGAGACAUUAUAUUCACAGCAAGCUAGAGAGAUGGUGGAGCUCUACGCCAAAACACUCACUGGACACUGCUUGCGGCUUCAAUGUUGAGUAUUUCACAUUGAACUACAACCAUACAAGAUUGAUGAUCGACGGCCUUUCGCCAACAUGCUACAGUCUUACUAAAGACGCCUACAUCCGGGUUUCGGAAGCUACUCGCAAUGUCAUGGGCUGCUACACGCAGUUGUACAUUAAAAAGGCCAUCAACUACACAUGGGCUGCGGUUUAUAAUCUUUUCAUGGCGGGCACGUCUUUUCUCUUCGCUGUCUACCACUGUGAUGAGGUCAGAGCUAGGCACAGCGAGCAGGAUGUGAAGAAGAUUACAGGCCACUGUGUAGUCAUUCUCACUCUGAUGAGGGAGUCGUGUAGUGCAGCUCAGGCAUGCGCGGAAAUGUACCACACGCUUUCCGGAGCCGUACUCAAGCUUCGCUACGGAAGUGCGCCAGGUCCCGAGAGAUCUGAGCCGCUGGAGGAGUCGACCUCGACUUCAACAACCCUGGAGAACCGAAUGAAGGUUGGAGCAAUUGUUCACGAGUAUGAGCAGGAGGAAUUGGCAUCCGCAGAAUGGGCUGCCAGAUGGCCCGACCAAGGCUUCAGCCCUGAAGAUCCGCUGAGCCUUGUCAACCUAUACCCAGGCAAUUUGGACGUCUUCUUUGAGGAGCUCAUCAAUAUGUCUCCAUCGGAAGCGCACACGCCAAGGGAAAACACGGCAGAGGCAUACGAUGUUGGAACGAAUACCAGAGAAGGGAAGAAGGUGCUUGAAUUGAUCCAGCAGGUUCCGGGCGAGCCAAUCUGGGAUCAAUUUUUCAGUUCGAACGAGGGUCGAAGCUCCUUCUCAUGA